AUGGAGAAUGAUCGCAUUCCCAAAGUAAGUAAAGAGACCUUACGGAAAGAAAUAAAAGACGAUUUAAAAUUUACAUAUGCCAAAAGAUCCCGUAAAUCUGUCUUAAUAGAAAGAGAAGAUUUAGUCUCAUGGCGACGAAGAUAUCUUCGCUCAAUUAGAGAGGUUCGUUCUGCCCACAAAAAGAUCUAUUAUCUGGACGAAACGUGGGUGAAUGGCGGUCACACAGUAUCUAAAAUCUGGCAAGAUACUACUGUAACGAGUCAUCGUCAAGUAUUUGUGGACGGUUUGUCGACGGGGUUACGAGGACCAACAGGAAAAGGGCAAGGACUGAUUGUCGCCCACAUAGGUAGUGACAGUGGUUUUUUAGACGACAGUGCUCUAGUUUUUGUAUCCAAAAAAACGGGUGAUUAUCACGAAGACUUGGACGCCCAACAUUUUGAAAAGUGGUUUGAAUCCCUUCUAGCACGAGUCCAUCCAAAUUCGGUCAUAGUGAUGGAUAACGCUGCUUAUCACAGCCGAUUAGUGGAGCAACUGCCAACUAUGGCCACCAAAAAAGCACACAUGCAGAGUUGGCUAGGGCAAAAAGGAAUUCCAUUUUCCCAGGACAUGGUUAAGGCUGAACUUAUGAGUGUUAUUAAACAGCAUCGUAACAAAUAUCGCCAGCAUGUUGUUGAUACAAUGGCUCGUGCUAAAGGCAUCACCGUUUUGAAUCUCCUCCUUACCAUUGCGAGUUGA
Diabrotica virgifera virgifera (western corn rootworm) is the source of this 735-nucleotide messenger RNA. RefSeq lists its product as uncharacterized. Lineage: Eukaryota; Metazoa; Arthropoda; Insecta; Coleoptera; Chrysomelidae. Bases 1 to 735 code for a protein of 244 amino acids. The record is from RefSeq and is a predicted model, not a curated record. The transcript has a single exon. Gene Ontology annotation, molecular function: nucleic acid binding.